CCUUGUAUCUUUAUCCGUUGAGCGGCCGUGCAGGGAACCGUCAAUAUGUCGUGGAAGCUGACCAAGAAACUCAAAGAUACGCAUCUCGGCCCGCUGAGCGCGUUUUCCCGGUCGCUGUCGACUUCCACCAUCACCGACAAAGAUGAAAAGGGGACGAGCCCAGGCGCCACCACGCCGACUAGCGAGAGCGCUAUUGCCGCCUCAGAAGCCUUGUCGCAAGCGCCCGUCAUCAAGAAGCCCGGUAUUUUGGUCGUGACCAUCCACGAAGGCAAGGGCUUCUCCCUUCCCGAGCAGCACCGAAGCGCCUUUGCAUCCAGCCACCAGAGCUCCCGCUCUUCGGGCAGUGCCUUGGCCUCUUCUGUGCGUCCAGACUCUCAGCGUGUUGCUGGAUCAUACACAAACGGAGCGAGGCCGCACUCUUCAGGUGGUGGAUUCGGCUCGAUUCCCACCAACCAUGGGCGCAUCUCUGGCAAAUAUAUGCCCUAUGCCCUUAUCGAUUUCGAUAAAGUGCAGGUGUUUGUCAAUUCGGUCGAAGGAAACCCCGAGAACCCUCUGUGGGCAGGUGGAAAUACCCAAUACAAGUUUGACGUUUCUAGAGUGACGGAGCUGGUUAUCCACCUGUACAUGCGGAACCCUGCUGCCCCUCCCGGGUCUGGACGAAGCCAGGACAUCUUCCUGGGUGUAGCCCGGAUAAAUCCCCGAUUUGAAGAGAGGCAGCCUGCGGCCGAUGAUACCAAGGCCAGCAAGAAAGAUCGCGAAAAGGCGGCCGAAGCUCAACGCCAAAAGGGAGAAGGCCAUGCCGGCGUCGAGUGGGUUGACGUCCAGUACGGCACUGGCAAGAUCAAGGUUGGCGUUGAGUUUGUCGAGACACGGGCUGGAAAGCUUAAGAUUGAAGACUUUGAACUGCUCAAGGUUGUGGGCAAGGGCAGCUUUGGCAAGGUGAUGCAGGUGCGCAAGAAGGACACGAACCGAAUCUAUGCGUUGAAGACGAUUCGAAAAGCGCACAUCAUUUCCCGGUCGGAAGUUGCCCAUACGUUGGCCGAGCGGUCUGUGCUGGCGCAGAUUAACAAUCCCUUCAUCGUCCCCCUCAAGUUCAGCUUCCAGUCACCCGAGAAGCUGUAUUUCGUCCUUGCCUUUGUCAAUGGAGGAGAGCUCUUCCACCACCUGCAGAAAGAACACCGCUUCGACGUUAACAGGUCACGGUUUUACACUGCUGAGCUUCUCUGUGCUUUGGAAUGCUUGCAUGGGUUUAGCGUCAUCUACCGAGAUCUGAAGCCGGAGAACAUCUUGCUCGACUACCAAGGCCACAUCGCGCUGUGCGAUUUUGGCCUCUGCAAGCUAGAUAUGAAGGACGAAGACCGGACAAACACGUUUUGCGGCACACCCGAGUAUCUUGCUCCUGAGCUCUUGUUGGGCCAAGGAUACAACAAGACGGUCGACUGGUGGACGCUGGGUGUUUUACUGUACGAGAUGUUGACGGGUCUUCCUCCGUUCUACGACGAAAAUACAAAUGAGAUGUACAGAAAGAUUCUGUCUGAUCCUUUGAAUUUCCCUCCUGGCGAUGUGGUUCCUCCAGCUGCCAGGGACCUUUUGACCAGCCUGCUCAACAGAGAUCCGAAGAAGCGACUCGGCGCUAAUGGCUCAUCCGAGAUCAAAGCUCAUCCCUUUUUCCAUGGCAUUGACUGGCACAAACUCUUGCAACGCAAGUAUGAGCCUACGUUCAAGCCCAGUGUGACGGAUGCCAUGGACACGGCCAAUUUUGACCAAGAGUUUACCAGCGAGGCUCCCCAGGAUUCGUAUGUGGACGGCCCGCUGCUCUCACAGACGAUGCAGGAUCAGUUCCAAGGAUUCAGCUACAACCGGCCGAUUGCCGGCCUUGGAGAUGCCGGCGGCAGCGUCAGAGACCCGUCUUUUGUAGGCAGCCUCAACAAUUGAGGAUUUGAAGAUGUUACUUUUUUUUUCGACGGAUACCAAUUUGAGUUGAGACUAGACUUAGAAGCAUGCUUUGGAGCGAAAACCAGGGGUAGCUGGACGACGACGGCGUUGGUGUUGCCGUACGCAGACGGGACCCCAGAGAGCGAUGGAGAGACACGAGCGUCUUUGGACUCGCACGAUGGAAGCGCACAGACAGACGGACACGGAACACGGGUCCAUAUUUUGGCUUGAACAAUGCAUGAUGAACCAUACGUUAUGGAGUUUAGCUGGAAAUCAUGAUGGGAGUUGUUUCUAUUUUAUCUUUACUUUUCAUCGUCUUGCAGAGUGUUGGAGGAGGGUCUCGAGGUGCCUUGGUUGGUGCCGAUUUGGGAGUUGAGGACUGAUAAGAGACAAGUAGGUGCAAGACGGAUGUGGUGGAUGCAGGCAUCAUUGGAAAAGGGUUGAUACAAGUAUGUUGCUUUUAUUACAGAGUGCAGCGUGUGUAUGAGUGUUGGCUUGUUGAGUCAAGCAUGUAUAGGACGGACAAGUUGCCAUUGUUGAUAUUCUAUUUAACAUGCCUUUUGCUCAGAUGAAUACGUUAUUUAUUUAUUCAGU
Molecule: messenger RNA, 2529 nt
Organism: Trichoderma virens Gv29-8
Lineage: Eukaryota; Fungi; Ascomycota; Sordariomycetes; Hypocreales; Hypocreaceae
Gene: YPK1
Product: serine/threonine protein kinase, AGC family
Exons: 4
Coding region: 46-1935 (629 amino acids)
Biological process (GO): protein phosphorylation
Molecular function (GO): protein serine/threonine kinase activity; ATP binding
Source: RefSeq, a predicted model, not a curated record